AUGGGGAAUGCCAAAAGCAGCGCUAUGUCCAAGGAGAUCCUGGAGGAUCUCAAACUCAAUACCAAAUUCUCAGAGGAUGAACUGGCACAGUGGUACGAGAACUUCCAGAAGCAGUGUCCGUCUGGCCGUAUCUCACCAAACGAGUUUAAAAAGAUCUACGAACGCUUUUUCCCAGACAGUGAUGCCGCAGCAUACGCCCAGCACGUCUUCCGCUCCUUUGACACGAAUGAUGAUGGAACGUUGGAUUUCAAGGAAUACAUUAUUGCUCUACACAUGACAUCAACUGGAAAGACGGAGCGAAAGCUGGAGUGGGCCUUUUCACUUUUUGAUGUCGACAAGAACGGCUACAUCACCAAGUCAGAAGUGGCAGAAAUCUGUCAGUCUAUCUUUAAGCUGAUCCCCAAAGAAGAGCAGGGAAAUCUUCCAGCAGACGAGAACACUCCCGAGAAGAGAGCAGACAAACUGUGGUCGUACUUCAAUAAAAAAGAUAAUGAGCGAUUGGCCGAGGGUGAGUUUAUUCAAGGCGUUCUUGACAAUGAAAAUGCAAUCCAUCUUAUUCAAUAUGAGCCCAAAAAGAUUAAAAAUGAGAAAAGGAAAAAGCAGGAAUUCGAAGGAUUACGUUUGAAGUUACGUGAUGAAAUUAUUAGUUAAGCUCUUGCAUUAAGUCUAACUUUACUUGUAAUCCUCUAAUAAUCUGUUUUAAUCUGUUUGGGCUUUGUAGGUGUGCAUGUUUCUUUUUUUAACUCUUUUAAGGAUACCUAUAUAUAUAUAUUUUUUUUUUACAUAAAAUAUGGAGUUUUAUAAAGAUUUGAUUUUAAAAGAAAUGUCAAAAAAUACAGCUGAAUAUCUGAAUAAACACAUACAUUACAUCAGCAAAAUUCAUUUUCAAGGGU
This is a messenger RNA of Onychostoma macrolepis, 893 nucleotides long. RefSeq names its product recoverin 2 (gene rcvrn2). The coding region runs from base 1 to 651 and encodes 216 amino acids. The transcript is spliced from 4 exons. Lineage: Eukaryota; Metazoa; Chordata; Actinopteri; Cypriniformes; Cyprinidae. Gene Ontology annotation, molecular function: calcium ion binding. The record is from RefSeq and is a predicted model, not a curated record.